UUCUUCCGGGUGACCAUCAUUUCGUUUCAAGUGAGAUUGUUUGUAAAAUAGUUGGGACUAGCUAGCUUUGAAGCUAAAUACAUUUCAGCAAACAUGUCCCGAGGCUCAAGUGCCGGUUUCGAUCGUCACAUCACUAUCUUCUCUCCAGAGGGUAGACUCUAUCAAGUUGAAUAUGCUUUCAAGGCCAUCAACCAGGGCGGCCUCACGUCAGUCGCGGUCCGAGGUAAAGACUGUGCAGUAGUUGUCACACAGAAAAAAGUACCGGACAAGUUGCUGGAUGCCUCCACAGUCACUCAUCUGUUCAGGAUUACUGAAAACAUUGGCUGUGUGAUGUCAGGGAUGACAGCGGACAGCAAGUCCCAGGUGCAGAGAGCGCGCUACGAGGCAGCAAACUGGAAAUACAAGUAUGGUUAUGAGAUCCCAGUGGACAUGCUGUGUAAGAGGAUGGCCGACAUCUCUCAGGUGUACACACAGAACGCCGAGAUGAGGCCCCUGGGAUGCUGCAUGAUAGUGAUCGGCGUGGACGAGGAGUGUGGCCCCCAGGUCUUUAAGUGCGACCCUGCAGGAUACUACUGUGGCUUCAAGGCCACUGCGGCCGGGGUCAAACAGACGGAGGCCACAAGCUUCCUGGAGAAGAAGGUCAAAAAGAAACAGGACUGGACCUUUAAAGAAACGGUUGAGACUGCCAUCACCUGUCUGUCAACAGUCCUGUCCAUUGACUUCAAGCCCUCAGAGCUGGAGAUAGGUGUUAUCACAACAGAGGACCCCAAGUUCAGAAUUCUGUCAGAGUCUGAGGUGGACACCCACCUAGUUUCCUUAGCAGAGAGAGACUGAGCCUGUACGUCGACAGAAUGGCCGGAGAGACACUCCAGGCCCAGUCAGAGAAUUAUGGGAUUUGUAGUAGCCCUGUCGAAUAGUGUUACCCUUGUUUGCUGUAUAUUUACUCUGUUUCAUUAAACAUGUUUUGACUAAAA
Molecule: messenger RNA, 974 nt
Organism: Esox lucius (northern pike)
Lineage: Eukaryota; Metazoa; Chordata; Actinopteri; Esociformes; Esocidae
Product: proteasome subunit alpha type-6
Exons: 7
Coding region: 94-834 (246 amino acids)
Biological process (GO): ubiquitin-dependent protein catabolic process
Cellular component (GO): cytosol; proteasome core complex; nucleus
Source: RefSeq, a predicted model, not a curated record